AUGCCUCAGCCCAGUGUGAGCGGAAUGGACCCGCCUUUCGGGGAUGCCUUCCGAAGCCACACUUUCUCGGAACAGACUCUGAUGAGCACAGACCUCUUAGCAAACAGCUCAGAUCCAGAUUUCAUGUAUGAACUGGAUAGAGAGAUGAACUACCAGCAGAAUCCUAGAGACAGCUUCCUUUCUUUGGAGGACUGCAAAGACAUUGAAAACCUGGAGUCUUUCACAGAUGUCCUGGAUAACGAGGGCACUUUAACUUCAAACUGGGAGCAGUGGGAUACAUACUGUGAAGACUUGACAAAGUACACCAAGCUGACCAGCUGUGACAUCUGGGGAACAAAAGAAGUGGAUUACUUGGGUCUUGAUGACUUUUCCAGCCCUUACCAAGAUGAAGAGGUCAUAAGCAAAACUCCGACUUUGGCCCAGCUGAAUAGUGAAGACUCUCAGUCUGUUUCUGACUCCCUGUACUGCCCAGAUUCCCUUUUCAGCGCCAAACAAAACCCCGUGCCCUCUUCAUUCCCUGCUAAAAAGAUCGCGAGCCGAGCAGCUGCCCCGGUGUGUUCUUUUAAGAUUCUCCAAGCUGAGGUCCCCUUGUCAGACUGUGUCCAAAAAGCCAGUAAGCCCACUUCAAGCACACAGAUCACGGUGAAGACCAACAUGCACCUUACUGAGAAGGUGAACUUUCACGUUGAAUGUAAAGACUAUGUCAAAAAGGCAAACGUGAGGAUCAGCCCCGCGCAGCAGAGCCGGCCGUUGCCGAGCCAGGCUCACGCAGACGCCGCAAAGGAGAACACCUGCUACUGCGGGGCGGUGGCAAAGAGGCCAGAAAGGAAAGGGACGGAGCCUCUUCAGGGUCAUGCCACUCCAGCUUUGCCUUUUAAAGAAACCCAGGAACUACUGCUCAGUCCCCUGCCCCAAGAGGGGCCGGGGGCAGUCGCUGCAGGGGAGAGCAGCAGCCUUUCUGCCAGCACCUCGGUCUCGGAUUCAUCCCAGAAAAAAGAAGAGCACAACUACUCCCUUUUCGUCUCCGACACCUUGGGCGAGCAGCCGGCCAGAGGCAGCCCUGAGGAAGAGGAGGAGGACGACGACGAUGUCGAUGAUGAGGACCACGACGAAGGGUUUGGCAGCGAGCAUGAACUUUCUGAAAAUGAGGAGGAGGAAGAGGAAGAGGAGGAAGAUUAUGAAGAUGACAAGGAUGAUGAUAUUAGUGACACUUUCUCUGAACCAGGGUAUGAAAAUGACUCCGUGGAAGACUUGAAGGAGAUGACUUCGGUGUCCUCUCGGAAGAGAGGUAAAAGAAGAUACUUCUGGGAGUACAGUGAACAGCUCACCCCGUCACAGCCAGAGAGGAUGCUCAGGCCGUCCGAAUGGAACCGAGACACCUUGCCAAGUAAUGUGUAUCAGAAAAAUGGCUUGCAUCACGGCAAGUACGCGGUAAAAAAGUCCCGGAGGACUGACGUCGAAGACCUGACCCCCAACCCGAAGAAGCUGCUGCAGAUAGGCAACGAGCUGCGCAAGCUGAACAAAGUCAUCAGCGACCUGACGCCUGUCAGCGAGCUGCCCUUGACCGCCCGGCCGCGGUCCCGGAAGGAGAAGAACAAGCUGGCCUCCCGGGCUUGUCGGUUAAAGAAAAAAGCCCAGUAUGAAGCUAACAAAGUGAAAUUAUGGGGCCUCAACACAGAAUACGAUAAUUUGUUGUUUGUAAUCAACUCCAUCAAGCAAGAGAUUGUAAACCGAGUACAGAAUCCAAGAGAGGAGAAAGGACCCAACAUGGGGCAGAAGCUUGAAAUCCUCAUUAAAGAUACUCUUGGUCUCCCCGUUGCUGGGCAAACCUCUGAAUUUGUUAACCAAGUGUUAGAGAAGACUGCAGAAGGCAAUCCCACCGGAGGCCUUGUAGGACUGAGGAUACCAGCAUCGAAAGUGUAA
Molecule: messenger RNA, 1923 nt
Organism: Pipistrellus nathusii (Nathusius's pipistrelle)
Lineage: Eukaryota; Metazoa; Chordata; Mammalia; Chiroptera; Vespertilionidae
Source: the annotation of a GenBank genome assembly